Messenger RNA from Fusarium venenatum, 642 nucleotides. Its product is annotated as Hsp70 nucleotide exchange factor FES1. Gene Ontology annotation, molecular function: protein binding; adenyl-nucleotide exchange factor activity. The record is from RefSeq and is a predicted model, not a curated record. Gene Ontology annotation, cellular component: endoplasmic reticulum. NCBI's taxonomy places the organism in Eukaryota, Fungi, Ascomycota, Sordariomycetes, Hypocreales, Nectriaceae.
AUGGCCGAUCCCAGACUUAACGAGCUUCUCAAAUGGAGCAUCGAGCAAUCUGAGGCCACCAAAAAUGACCCCAAUGCCCCUCCAGCCAAGACACAACUCACCCCAGAGCUUAUGGCAGCGCUCAUGGGCGGCCCCUCCGACGCGGACCUCAUGAAAGCCUCAAUGGAGAUCAUCACUUCGGACAAUGCUGAGGAGGUAUCGCUCGACGACAAGCUUGUCGCCUUCGAUAAUUUUGAGCAGCUCAUUGAGAACCUCGACAAUGCCAACAAUAUUGCAAAUCUCAGCCUGUGGACCCCACUGCUCGAGCAACUUAAGCAUGACGAGCGUGAGAUGCGCAAGAUGGCCGCCUGGUGUGUCGGCACUGCUGUGCAGAACAACGAGAAAACACAAGAACGUCUACUUGCCGUGGGAGGAGUGCCUAUGCUGGUAGACCUGGCUACCAAGGAAGAUGAGCCUGUCGAUGUCCGCCGCAAAGCUGUGUAUGCUCUCAGCUCGGCGGUGCGCAACUACCAGCCCGCCAUGGAUCUCUUUGCCGAUGAGUUGACUAAGAAGGGUCACAAGACCGACAAGGUCGAUGCUACAAGCAUGGAGGCUGUAGAUGAAGUCGUCAACGGUCUGCGAGAGAAGAUCGGCAAGGCUUAA